This is a messenger RNA of Rhipicephalus microplus (southern cattle tick), 585 nucleotides long. RefSeq names its product nuclear factor of activated T cells 3 (gene NFAT). Gene Ontology annotation, cellular component: transcription regulator complex. Gene Ontology annotation, molecular function: transcription factor binding; DNA-binding transcription factor activity, RNA polymerase II-specific; RNA polymerase II cis-regulatory region sequence-specific DNA binding. The record is from RefSeq and is a predicted model, not a curated record. Gene Ontology annotation, biological process: regulation of transcription by RNA polymerase II. NCBI's taxonomy places the organism in Eukaryota, Metazoa, Arthropoda, Arachnida, Ixodida, Ixodidae.
ACUGCGCGUCGCUCGCGUGGAUUGGAGUGUUUUCAAUCUCUCCAAAUGUUGACAUGGGCAAGAUCACCAACCGCCCCCAGGCUGACACAAGUAACUUGCCAUCUGGCUACAUCACCAAGGGUGCUCCGGUGCCUUUAGGACAAGACACAUCGGUUGUAAAGGGAGAACAUUAUGGCCGGCAUUCUGGGCAGCCAGUGAAUCACAAUCCAGUGCCAUAUCGAGAAUUGCCAUAUUCCGAACUGAGUGAACUUGCAAGUGCAUUGUGCGAGCAGUCCACAGGAUGGAGUCCAAUCUCAGCACGCUUGAUUGUACCUUGGACACUACCAACCAGCACGAAGAUUCUGUGUCUUCUACUGUACGAGACAUUGCCCAGGAUAGUGGCAGUCUCCUGCAGGAGCCCAACUCAAUGCUGGUGCGCAUGCUUCACAUGACCGUAAAAGAGGAGCAAUCAUGGCUUGGUGCACUGGGGGGCAGCCCUUGCUCUGGCAGCCCCUCGUCCAGUCGGGCCAGUGCAAGCCCCCCACCAGACUCGCCAUGCAGAGCCCUGGCAGGUGCCUCUCCUUUAGCUGUGUCAGAAGAAGCCAC